Messenger RNA from Arctia plantaginis, 1593 nucleotides. Lineage: Eukaryota; Metazoa; Arthropoda; Insecta; Lepidoptera; Erebidae. The record is from the annotation of a GenBank genome assembly.
AUGACGUCGAAGCAUCUUUUUAUAAUAUUGUUGGCACUAUUUGGGACAAUUUCGGCUCAAAGUGAUGACGAAUUGCAUAUUCCCGAAGAAAAUGAUAACCAAUUUCCACCUGUAAUACACAAUGAAUUAGAUGUGAGCCCUAAAGAAGGUAGUGGAGCAGAAGAACCUAUUGAAACAACAACUGUAUAUUCCGAUCUGCCACCCAUACUUGAGGACGUACAACUGUCAUCGUCUACUUUAAAUAAUGAAAAUGUACCGACCACUGAUAAACUUAUUUGUCCCACACAAUGUAUUUGUAAUAUAGAAGGAGAUUCGGACAAGUACGUUGUUGAUUGUUCCGAUGGCGAAUUAACCGAACUGCCCCAACCUUUGGACAUUAACACAACGAUACUUAAUUUACAAAAUAAUAAGUUAACUAUCAUACCCAAAGAGAUAUCCGAAUUGAAAAAUUUAAAAAUAUUGAAUGUUAACCACAAUCAAAUUAUGGAUAUAGCACCAGGGUCAAUCAGUGAGCUACCUGAAUUAACAUCUUUGACACUAGGGAACAAUCGAUUAAUGGAAUAUCCAACGGAUUUAAAGAACAGUUUUGGACUAACGAAGUUGCAAGAAUUUGAUUUAGGAGGAAACGACAUGAGAACGGUGUUAAAAGCGGAUAGUUUUACAAUAUUCAAAGCACUACGUACGUUAACCUUACCUUCAGCUACGUCGGAAUUAGUCGAAGAUCUUUGUACGGCAUUGAAAGAUUCUUUAGGAGCUGUAUGUGUAGAAUCCUGCAAAAACAAACAAUACGACUGCCCCGAUGCUCCAGAUAACAUUGACGAUCUUGAUAUUGUUAUACCAGCGUUAAUUCCUUUACAAACGGAUAUUGAAAAGGACGUAGGCUUCAUCAAUAGUACCGUCUCUGAUAUAAAUAAUGAAACAGGAGAAAAUAGUCAAAUAUCACCAGAAACAAAUGUUGAGACCACAACGAUAGUCGCAUCAGCAGGAGAAUCAAUUGCUGAUGGAGCUUUUUUCCGUGCAGCAGUUUCAAACGCAUUAAAUGAAGAAUCAAAACUAACACAAACUGAUGCAAAUCACGUGAAUGUGGAACAAGAGGAGGUUAAUCAAAAAUCCACAGAUACAACGUCGUUAGAAGUACCAAAAUUAGCAGCUACUGAACCAGCUAAACAAACUGAAGCCGAAACGAAAUCCACAGAGGUACCACCUAAAUCAACAAUAGUGGAUCCAAAACCCACAGAGGUAGAAUCGAAAUCAACCGAUAAAGAACCAACAGGGGUUAAGCCGAGGUUGGCAAAAGAAGAGCUAACACAUUUACAAGGGGAACCUAAUAGCAACAUAAUAGACAAAACGGAAAAUGCAACUGUUGGAGCUACGACAUCUAGCGCAAAGUCUGGAGGAGUAGAUAAAAGCAUAAUUGCUAUGGUUGUAGCUGGAAUGGUUCUCGUAGUAGCAGGAAUAACAAUUAAGAAAAAUUGGAGUUCUAUUAGAAAUCGUUUUAGCUCCUCUCCGAGAAAUGCUAAUGACCGAACGGCGAAUAUUACUAAUGGUACUGCGCCCGAAGAAGUUCCUCUUCAGGAAAAAUCCCCUGUGUAA